Acanthosepion pharaonis is the source of this 807-nucleotide messenger RNA. Lineage: Eukaryota; Metazoa; Mollusca; Cephalopoda; Sepiida; Sepiidae. The record is from the annotation of a GenBank genome assembly.
AUGAAUCUCUUUGCGCCGACUUUUCUUUUACAACGAGAACAAAACGAACGUUUUAUUUCUCGGCGUCUCUGUUGCCGGUUUUUACCCUUUUCUUCUUUUUCUUUUGUUUUCUUUUUUCGUCUUCCGCCUGAAUAUAUCUUUGCACUUGAAUCAUCAUUUUUCUUUCUUUCUUUCCUUCCUUCCUUCUUUCUUUUUGAUUGCCUGUCAUUUGUUCAAGAACAUUAUUUUAUUAUGUUUUUUUCUCACCCCAUUUCUCUCUCGUGCUUCGGCUUCUUCUUUUCUUCUUCUUUCUCCCCCCGCUUGUUCUCUUUCUUCUUAUCCCCCUCCAUUUUUAUUUCUUUAAUCUCUUUCUUUUUUUUUUUCCUGCCUUCAUUCUCUUUAUUUUUUUUCUUCUCUUCUUUUCUUUCGUGUAAAAAAGCAACUCAAAAUAACUUUGAAUCUAAGGAAGUAUGUAAUAUCUAUCUAUCUAUCUAUCUAUCUAUCUAUCUAUCUAUCUAUCCCAUUCUGUUAAUAUGUAUAUAUUUAUCUAUCUCAUUCUGUUAUCUUAUAAAAGUGUGUCAGAAUCAUUGCAAAUCGAAUGGGAGAGCAGAAGCAGAAAUCUAUCUAUCUAUCUAUCUAUCUAUCUAUCUAUCUAUCUAUCUAUCUAUCUUAAAAAUCAACAAUCUAUCUAUCUAUCUAUCUAUCUAUCUAUCUAUCUAUCUAUCUGAUUUUGUUCAUAUAGUUCAUGGGCAGACUGAAACGGCAAUCUAUCUAUCUAUCUAUCUAUCUAUCUAUCUAUCUAUCUAUCUUAUAUACACUGGUGUAUAA